Molecule: messenger RNA, 960 nt
Organism: Funneliformis mosseae
Lineage: Eukaryota; Fungi; Glomeromycota; Glomeromycetes; Glomerales; Glomeraceae
Source: the annotation of a GenBank genome assembly
ACCCAGUCCCUUAUAUAUACCCCCUUCUUUACGCUCUUCUACAAUUAAUGAACAGACCGUUGCUAAAUCACCUAACUAUCAGUCACCAACUGUUUCUCAUUCUAGCCAUAGACGAAGACCGAGAAAUAUUUUGGCAGGAAUCGAAAAUAUUAAUGAAACAACUGGUCCAGAACGUAUUCCUAGUCGACAAGCAGUCGUAGAAGAUAAUAAAAGCGCAGCAACGAAAAGAGAUCAAAGAAGGAAUGAUAAGGUGAUGCAAGAAAAUCAUGGGCGUAAAAAUCAAGAGUUAGUACAGAUAGAAUCUAACGAAGUUGCUGCUAGCUCUGAUAAAGAGGUAGAUAAUAGCAGAAAGAGAAAAUCUGAUACUGAAAUCAAGGAUGAAAAACGGCUAGCUCGUGUUAAAAGUGCUUGUCCAAAACUUGUUGAACUUCGCAUGAUUCGCGCUGAAUCACAACGGAUGUACUUGAUUAGUCGAUCUAUCAUUAAUGAAUUGUCCCAAAAAUUCGUUAUCUUGGGAGUAACAGGCAUUGUUUACACAGUUAUUAUUUCACAUGUGCCAAGCUGCACUUGUCCAGACUUCUCGAUGUGCUCCUGCAAAUUUUGUAAACAUAUUCUUUUUGUUUACCUUAAAGUUUUGCGCAUGGAGCGAAACAGCAUGUAUAUAUAUCAAAAAGCGCUUUUAUCUUGUGAGCUUCGUUUAAUCUUUAAGAAUGCUAAGCCCGAUCCGAUCGUCUUUGCUAACCGUAGAAUUAUGAGACGAUAUAAAGCGUUCUUUUCAGAAAAAGUUCUUCAAGAACGCCGGUCAAAUGAAGGAAAUUGCAUUACCUGUUACAAACCUUUGAAAGAUAAAGAUCUCGAUCAUUUCUUGUUUGUGCAAAAAGGUUUUUUCCACAACCUUCACAAGGAAUGCUACGAGCAAUGGAAGGAAUCAAAAUGUGUUGAAAGAAUUAAACAGGAAAG